AUGCAUGAGAAUACGGGCCGUGAAUCCCCCCCCCUCCCCUUCGCUAUUCUUCUGUGCUUCAGUCCCUUUGAGGCAAAUCUCGAUUCUACACCUAUCCUAUCCGUCUUGUUCGACUGUCGAAUUCGAAAUCCCUCCUACGUUCAUCCUGUCGCAACACCUGUCCGAACACCAACCAACAACUCUACCGCGGCGGCCGAUGUGCCCGUCUGUCCACACACAAUGCCUGGUAUCCUGCCCAUGAAAGUAAUCAAGGUCGGUGGCACCGGUACUUCAAGUCGAAUCGCCCAAGCCUGUGACCGAUGCCGAAGCAAGAAAAUCCGCUGCGAUGGCGUUCGUCCCUGCUGUACACAAUGCGCCAACGUCGGUUUCGAAUGUCGAACGAGCGAUAAAUUGAGCCGCAGGGCAUUCCCUCGUGGUUACACCGAGUCUCUUGAGGAGCGUGUGCGAGCCCUGGAAACAGAAGUCAAGGAUUUGAAGGAUUUGCUGGACGAAAAGGACGAGAAGAUCGACGUGCUGUCCAGGAUACAUUCUUUUUCGUCUCCGUCACAAAGAGCUACCUCGGCUCGUUCGCCGACAGCGUCAGCGUCAGCAUUGGCGCAUACACCGAAUAAAUCACCUAGCUUGGAUACCUCGGAGGGAGUUGUUCAUGUAGCACGGACUACUGCACACCCAUCUCCCGAGAAUCCUUAUACGGCCCUUUCUAGUACCCAGGGCUUUGCUGAUGUAUUUACCAAUAAACUUGUCAGCCAAGAAAAGGCGACAUCCAAGAUUCCCACUCAGGCACUAACGAAACUGUCGCCUCCGCUCAUCAAUAUUUUCUUCCAAGAAUGGGCGCCGCUUUAUCCAGUGGUGCACAGACCGACUAUUCUUAAGGCAUAUGAGCAAUAUCUGAAUAAACCCGACUCUUUGAAACAAAAUUUGCCGGGCUUGGCUCAGUUAAAUCUGAUUUUCGGAAUCGCGAAUCUCUCGUCUAAUUCGAGAACUACGCAAGACCCCACUUUUUUCGAAGAGAACUGGACUAGUACCCUCGAUACGUUUAUGGGCGAAUCUUCUAUUGAUGCCCUGCAGUGUUUCGUCCUGGCCCAAAUGUAUUGCAUGACAAAGGGUGACUAUAAGAGUCUCCUUCGCUAUCGUGCUUUGGCUGUGGAUAUUUGCCAUCAGCUGGGACUGUACGAGUCCCAGGAGAACGUGACAUCAAACCGACUUGAAACAGAAACUCGGAAGAAGGUGUUUUGGUGCCAAUAUGUCUUGGACCGAUUUUCUUCUGCUUUGACUGGCAUGCCCAUCCUAUUGCGCGAGUCUGAUAUCCAGACCGAGUAUCCUGUUGAUGUGGAUGAUGAGAAUGUCACAGAAUCUGGAUUCUUGCCAACCCUCCCUGGCGAAUCUACUCGCCUCUCGAGCGCUCUAGCGCUUUUUAAUGUGUCGCGUAUUCUCACAAAGGCCUUGGAAGACCUAUACCCGUCACGAUCUAGCUACGACAUGUAUGUGUCGAAGAUGCGCGCCGUGUCAGGACAGCUGGACGAGUGGCUUAAGAUGCUGCCUCCGCAUCUCCGCCUCGAGUUCUCUCAAGAUAAGCCUAGCACCAACGUCACAAGCAGCAGGUCUCCUUUACUGUCGCUCUUUUACUAUUUUAUUCGAUCUUUGAUCCACCGCCCUGCUGUCUGCUUCGCGGAGGAGAAUUUGCGCUCUCCGUCAAUUUUGGCCAUGUCCGAUUCUUCGAAGCAUAUUAUCCAAAUUCUGCAGCUACUGGAUGAGCGCCGACUUUCUCUCUCUGUCAGCAUCAACCGGAAGGAAUUGGUGUUCCUUUCGGGACUAGGACUGUUAUGGCAAACACUCAGCCUGAAACGGGACAGCAAGCUGUUGAAAGACAGCCAGAAGCUGCUCGCUAAUGUCGUAGAGCAACUCGAGCAGGAAUCGCCCGUGGCUGCCUCUGAGUUUACUUCGCUUGCCAGUACUUUGGUCUUCCUCGACACGAAAACGCGAGGAGCCGCGCAACCUAGCAAGGCUUCACAAGAAAUGGUGGCGCCGACUCAAAAGCCAUCCAGGUCACCGAAAAGGCAACUCCAAUAUUUGAAGGCUCGUCUCACGUCGAACGGCAAUCGUGAGGAAUCUCCCAAGCAGGCUGCUUCUCGUCGAAACACUAUUUCCGGUGCUAGCCCUCCGCUUGGGGCCCAAGCCCUUCGAUCUCCUAGCUGGACCAGUCUCCCUCCUCAACAAGACCACUUCUCUUCAUCUCAAUACCCGAUCGAUCACGGUCGUGCCUCUCUGGAUCUCGGAUCGGACCCUCGCCUCACAUCCUCGACUUUGGGUUAUGAUUACCAACGGGCGAUGUCGACUUCAACCGCAUCGGAUGUUACUAGUGGCACGAAUGGCGCCAUCACAAUGGCGGAUUGGGAAUACGUGCUGAGCGAUAUGGAUCGCGGGUAUUCCAAUAUCUUCACUGGUAUCUACGGAGGCAGAGAAUGCGGCGAAGACCCGGGCCCAUUCGCCUCAAUCACGGCAGAGUAUGCGCAAAAGCAAAAUGACGGUACCCUGUCGAUCCCCCAGCCGGUGACGGAUGUGCAUGACCUGUCUCCUAAGGCAUGGUCUUCGAGCAGCGGCGAUUUCGCUCCAUGUCAGGACCAUGUUGCGCAGAGUGUUUUGAGCUAUUCUGGUGAGAGCAUGGGAAGCGCCGAGGAUGCAAAUCUACAUCACUUUGGCGAUGCCCCGGCACAUCCGGACGAUCUUGGUCUGAUUGACCCCUUCCAGGCUAUUGCCAUGCCGGUCGAGGGCGAACUUGAUGAAUUUUCUCUAGUCAAUGGCUGGGAUCGACGGCUGGCCGUCUGA
Messenger RNA from Penicillium cosmopolitanum, 2826 nucleotides. RefSeq names its product C6 transcription factor FacB/Cat8 (gene facB). The transcript has 7 exons. Gene Ontology annotation, biological process: regulation of DNA-templated transcription; DNA-templated transcription. NCBI's taxonomy places the organism in Eukaryota, Fungi, Ascomycota, Eurotiomycetes, Eurotiales, Aspergillaceae. The coding region runs from base 1 to 2826 and encodes 941 amino acids. The record is from RefSeq and is a predicted model, not a curated record. Gene Ontology annotation, molecular function: zinc ion binding; DNA binding; DNA-binding transcription factor activity, RNA polymerase II-specific.